Molecule: messenger RNA, 1256 nt
Organism: Cyclopterus lumpus (lumpfish)
Lineage: Eukaryota; Metazoa; Chordata; Actinopteri; Perciformes; Cyclopteridae
Gene: nsmce1
Product: NSE1 homolog, SMC5-SMC6 complex component
Exons: 8
Coding region: 388-1134 (248 amino acids)
Biological process (GO): DNA damage tolerance; double-strand break repair via homologous recombination
Cellular component (GO): Smc5-Smc6 complex; nucleus
Molecular function (GO): ubiquitin-protein transferase activity
Source: RefSeq, a predicted model, not a curated record
GAAGAAGAAGAAGAAGAAGAAGAAGAAGAACUAACCGAACGCGUUGGUUACAAGAGGAUUGUUGGUAAACUUGUCCACGACUUAUUUUGACUACAGAAGCGUUUCUGUUAGUUAUUCAAACUUUAAUUCACUGGAAAACUCAACCGGAAAUAUCCGUAGUCAACCGUGAACCGGCACAAUAUCCACCUCGGCGCAGGUUAGCAACAGUUAACGGUUAGCGGUUAGCUAACGUCACUGCGGUUGUUGAAGCACCUGAUGGAGCAUUAACGUCAGCUAACGCUAGCUAAAUUAUAAAAUAUAAGCUCGAGACGAAGUGACAAGCCAUUGCAGGUUUGCGACGUCACACGUUCAACUUCAGUUUGCCACUGACGUAAACAGUCACGAGACAUGUCAAGACAGAUGGGAGACAGCCAUCGACGGUUCCUGCAGACCAUGAUGUCCAAUGGCAUCGUUGAUGAACAAGGCGCGAGGACGCUCCAUCAGUAUUGUUGUGAAACGCACAACACACAGCACGCCCCCGACAAACUGGAUGAUUUCAUUGAUGCCAUCAACUCAAAGCUGCAGCCUAUGUUCAUGCAGAUUAGAAAAGGGAUGUCUGAAGACAAUGGCCACCAGUUCUACGCAUUGGUGAACAUGGCUGAGACUGACGUCACCAGAAUGUCGUCAGAUUAUGCCGACAAUGAGCUGGAGCUGUUUAGGAAAACGAUGGACCAGAUUGUGGGCUCUGAGAACGGCACAGCCUCUUCCACUGACAUUCUGAACAGCGCUGACACCCUGACCACCAAAAAGCUGAAGAAGAGCGAGACGGAGCACCUCUUGAACCGACUUGUGCAUGACCAAUGGCUCAGUGAGAAACGGGGUGAAUACACUUUGUCCACCAGAUGUAUUAUAGAGAUGGAGCCAUACAUUCGUACAAUGUAUCAGGAGCAAGUCAAAGUGUGCCACAUCUGUCACAAUAUCGCCUUACAGUGCCAAAUUUGUGAGAAUCCUACUUGUGGAAUAAAAAUACACAACCCAUGUGUUGCCAGAUACUUCAAAGGAAGAUCAGAGCCACGGUGUCCAGCUUGUGAUGACUUUUGGCCACAUGAAAUCCCUGAAGUCCGACGACCCCAGUCGUCCCAGUCCAAAAGAUGAGGUUUUCAGCAUCAACGUUUUUUUGUUAAAACCUGUUGUUUUGUUUUUACCAUAAAUAAACCAAACUGUAAAUAUACAUUUCUUUAUAGGUAUUUUUACAAAAAUAAAUGAAAGUGUUUCAU